AUGGAGGAUGUCAUCAUUUGGCUUCUUGCCAUGAAAAUUCCGGGGUCUUCAACUUGUGGCCCAUGUCCACCGGGCUUCGAAGGCGAUGGGAGAAGAUGCUUACGUUCGAGAAGUCCGUGUGAGGUGAAUAAUGGAGGAUGUCAUCAUUUGGCUUCUUGCCAUGAAAAUUCCGCCAUUUCAGCCUCGUACGUGCGGUGCAUUUGUCCGUAUGGGUUCACCGGCGUUGGGAUCGGGCCCUUGGGUUGCUCACCCACCCCACCGGCAGGUCAGCCGGUGAAUCCGUCUCCCGGCGGUGGCUCCACUGCGAUCGUCACGAUGAACUCGUGCAACCCGAACCCGUGUUUGAACAACGGUCUCUGCAUCCCGAACCCGUUAUCAAGUCUCCCUAUUUGCUCGUGUCCGUCGGGAUUCGAUGGUCGACUGUGCGAGCUCAACAUCAACGACUGCUGGAGUAGCCCGUGUCAGAAUGGUGGCACCUGUGUGGACGGUGUGGGAAUGUUCACGUGCACUUGUCGUCCGGGAUUCACUGGCACGAAUUGUGAGGUUGAGGAAUGGCGCUGCGGUGGGAUUUUGUCCUCGGACAGCGGAGAAAUCGACUUUCCUGCACCGGGUUCCAUGGACGUUUAUCCACACAACACAACUUGCUCUUGGCUCAUCGUGGUAAACGAGACAAAGGUCGUUGGGUACAAGUUUGAGCGGUUCGACCUGGAGGUCAGCUCCGUGUGUCAUUACGACUACUUGAAACUUUCCGAUGGCCUUUCAGCGACAUCUGGAAGUACGAAAACGUACUGCGGCGGCAGAGGCCCUCAGUUACACGACCUGCAGCAAACGUCGCAUCAUCAGCUGCGUGUUUUGUUUCGUUCGGAUCAUAGCAUCGCUCAUCGAGUCUGCGGUGGGGUCGUGUCGGGAACCCACGGAACGAUCAACUCCCCGGGAUACCCCGGAAAUUACCCACAUAAUCGGGACUGCUUUUGGGUCGUGACUGCUCCGCUCGGAAAACGGAUCAACUUCCAGUUCGCCACGAUGCAACUGGAAGUGCAUGCCAAUUGCAGCUUCGACUUCCUCAAAAUCUACGACGGUGUGACGGAAAAUGCCCCUCUGAUCGGGUCCUUCUGCAACGUCUCCAUUCCGCCGCCUCUGGAAACUGCCGGCUCUUAUGCCUUGCUACAUUUUCACUCGGAUGAGUCAUUGGCUGACGCCGGCUUCCACAUCACGUUUUCUACUCGAUCUGGAAUUCCUGGUUGUGGUGGUGUCCUUGCGGAUGCGAGUGGAUCUUUUGCUUCUCCCGGGCAUCCAGAAACGUACGAAAACAAUAUCGAGUGCGACUGGGUCAUACGAACUCACGGCGAUGAGAAAAUUCGCCUGCAUUUCGUAACAUUCGCUCUCGAGAGUUCGUAUUCCGGAUGUUCCUACGAUUACGUUGAGAUUCGAGAAGGAGGUGAACCUGACGGUCCCUUGGUUGGCAAAUAUUGCGGAAAUAACGUUCCCCCGGAUUACGUUUCUCUGAGCAACCGAUUGUUCGUGAAGUUCCAUGCUGAUCAGUCAAUAAGUUACACUGGAUUCAGAGCACAAUAUUCGACACUUUGUGGUGGCGAUUUCCGAAGCGAAACUGGCGUGCUUAAAUCGCCGUAUCAUCCUGAUCCGUAUCCACACGACAAAGAAUGCGAUUAUGUCAUCGCUUUGCCUGGACCAUUUCGCUAUGCUAACAUCCGUGAUGGAGAUUUGCCGACUUCGCCGUUGAUAGGAAAGUUCUGCGGAGGACCAGACGAAACUCCGGAUCCAAUUAUUUCCUCAGCAAAUUAUCUUUACGUUAUGUUCAGGACUGAUGGAAGUGUCGCAAAUCACGGAUUCUUGGCAAAUUAUUCUGCGAUCGAUAUCCAAUGCGGAGGGAUUUUCAAAGAACGUCAAGGCACACUGACUUCACCCGGACACCCGAACGAAUACCCGCACGGGAUCACUUGCAACUACAUCAUCUCAGCUCCCCCGGGUUUCGUGGUGCGACUCUCGUUUCACGAGUUCACUUUAGAAGACCACUUGGAUUGCGAAUACGAUUACGUGGACGUGAACGACACGACUCAGAUCCCGGGCCUGGGGGGCCGCGUUGGGCGCUAUUGCGGCAAUGCGAUCCCACCGGUCAUCACGUCCAUGGAUAACAAUUUGAUCGUCACGUUCCACGCUGAUGGUUCCGUAGCUGCGAACGGAUUUUCAGCCACUUAUGUAAUGCUCAAUGCGUCCAGUGGAGGAAUUGUUCGUGUNCCUGGUAAAGCGAUACGAUUGCAGUUUCUUGCCUUCGACAUUGAAUCUCACUCCCGAUGCGGUUAUGACUUCCUGGAGAUCCGUGAUGGAGAUUUGCCGACUUCGCCGUUGAUAGGAAAGUUCUGCGGAGGACCAGACGAAACUCCGGAUCCAAUUAUUUCCUCUGCAAAUUAUCUUUACGUUAUGUUCAGGACUGAUGGAAGUGUCGCAAAUCACGGAUUCUUGGCAAAUUAUUCUGCGAUCGAUAUCCAAUGCGGAGGGAUUUUCAAAGAACGUCAAGGCACACUGACUUCACCCGGACACCCGAACGAAUACCCGCACGGGAUCACUUGCAACUACAUCAUCUCAGCUCCCCCGGGUUUCGUGGUGCGACUCUCGUUUCACGAGUUCACUUUAGAAGACCACUUGGAUUGCGAAUACGAUUACGUGGACGUAAACGACACGACUCAGAUCCCGGGCCUGGGGGGCCGCGUUGGGCGCUAUUGCGGCAAUGCGAUCCCACCGGUCAUCACCUCCAUGGAUAACAAUUUGAUCGUCACGUUCCACGCUGAUGGUUCCGUAGCUGCGAACGGAUUUUCAGCCACUUAUGUAAUGCUCAAUGCGUCCAGUGUAUGUGGAGGAGAAUUUUACUCGGAAACGGGAAUGAUCCGGUCUCCAGGGUACCCCUACGGUUAUCCCCACAACAGGGAAUGUGUCUGGACUAUCGUCGCACCCCCGGGGCGUCAGGUUUACCUCAACUUCACGGAUUUCGAGAUAGAAGCGCAUCAGAAUUGCGAAUACGACUUCUUGGAGAUCAGGAAUGGCGGAACUGUGUAUUCGCCGCUUAUUGGCAAAUUUUGUGGCACUCAGCUUGCGAAUCAGCGCAUUCCUGGACACUCGAACAAAUUUUACUUGAGACUGAAAACGGACGAUUCGCAGUCGGGACCCGGAUUUUUUAUAACUUGGAAUGCUGUUGCAACUGGUUGCGGAGGUACGCUUACGUCAGCGGAAGGAGAAAUAGCCUCGCCAAAUUACCCGAUGCCAUUUGGCCACGUGGGAACAUGCGUUUACAAAAUCCAGAUUAGCCAUGGAUCUAAAAUUGCCAUCAGGUUUUCUGAUUUGGACAUCGACGCAAAUUCUGGAAACCGAUACUGCGCAUUCAACUUCGUUCAGUUGCUGAAAGGUCCAAAUAUUCGGUCUCCUGUUGCUGGAAAAUUCUGUGGCUCUUCGACUCCUGCUCCAAUAGUGAUUGAUACGAAUGCUUUGACUGUGAUUUAUCGGUCUCGGAUUGCUGGUGAAGGAAGAGGCUUCAAGAUGUCUUACGAGACUGGACCGUGUGGAGGUGUGAUAAGAAGACCGAGGGGUUCGAUCACUUCUCCGAAUUACCCAAGAACAUAUCCCCAUAACACUGAUUGUUUCUGGCAUAUCAUCACUGACCCAGGAAGCGCCAUCAAUCUCACUAUACAUAAUCUGGAUAUCGAGGGAUCUACGUCUAUGACCACUUGUGUCUAUGAUUCUCUGCGGAUUUACGGGGGCCCCGACUCGAAUUCGCCGCUUCUCAUGGAGCAGUGCCAUCAGAUCAACAGCCCAAGAACAGUUCAAACUAUGGGAAACGAGAUGUUCAUUGUUCUGGAAACGGAUAUUUCUGUGACGGGUACAGGUUUUUACUUGACCUUCGACAGUUUGGACUCGGGUGGAUGCGGUGCCCGAAUAAGAAACAACAUGGGCUCCAUUCAUUCUCCCAAUUAUGGAUCGGGAACGUAUGAUUCCUCUUUGGAUUGUUUUUGGACAAUAACUGUGGACGAGAACCACGUGGCAGUGUUGAACUUCACGGAUUUCGACGUUGAGGCGCACAGGAACUGUUCUUAUGACUACGUGGCAAUUUACGACGGACCAGAUUCGAAUUCUCCGUUAUUGGGACAAUUUUGCGGAUCGUCUUUGCCCGAAGGCAAUCCUUUCCAAGCUACUGGGAAUCAAGUCACUGUUCGGCUUGUAGCUGAUGGAUCUUUGACUGGGCGCGGAUUCGCUGCGUCUUAUUUUGCGGGCUGCGGAGCGAGAAUCAAGGUGGAUGACGGAGGAGUUCUUACGUCUCCAUUUUAUCCUAAUUUCUACCCGUUGAAUACGAAUUGCACGUGGAUCUUGGAAGCACCCAGGCCGACGGAAAGAGUGACCCUCAUGUUCACGCACAUCGACCUGGGUCGGCGUUGGGCACCCUGGAGAGCCAACCUCACCGACAACUGCACGUAUCACUACGUUGAGGUGUGGGACGGAUCGAGCAUGGAAGACCAAUCUUCGAUGGGCCGGUUUUGCUCAACUCGGGUCCCCCCGCCAAUCACGUCGCAGGGUUCCUCCAUGCUCGUGCAUUUGCACGGCCGGCGCUGGGGGCACGGCGUGGGUUUCGCAGCUGCUUAUUCCGUAGCGGACACGGUUUUUCAGUCACUAAAAUUGGAGUGCGCAUUCCGUUUGAGCUUGUGGUGGAGUGUUGAUUUCGGAACACGGAACAAUUGCGAGUCCCGGCUAUCCGAACAAUUAUCCUCUGGUUGUCGAAUGCGUGUGGACAUUGAAGGCAUCGAAAGGAGCUUAAAAAAAUCGAUUUUAUGUACAGGAAAUAGAGUAACAAUGUCGUUCGAAAGCUUUGCUUUGACGAGAACCGAACAUUGUAAUACGGAUUACGUCGAAGUGAGGAAGACCAAUGCGAUGGGAGAACUGAUGGCACACGCAUGUGGUACUAGUAUGCCGAAUAAUCUUACUGCCGCUGAAGCUUUGUGGAUCAAGUUCAGAUCUGGCAAUGUUUCCGUGGCACCAGGAUUUGUUGCUCACUAUUCUUUGCUUCAUGGAAAUGAAAUCACCGGAUUGUCGGGUGAAGUGGAGUCACCAAUGUACCCGAUUGCGUUUACCACGAGAGGAAUAUUCACUUGGAGAAUUACGGUUCCUGAGCGCCACUUCGUUCAUGUCGCUGUCACAGAGAUGAACAUAGAGAAAAACCCUUUCCGAAACCGGCGACGACCUCGACAGUGUCAAUCCGCCAUAUACUUUUUCGAUGGACUUGAUGCUGAUGCUCGAGUAUUGGGAGCCUGGUGUGGACACACGCUUCCUUCUCCUUUCACAACGACCUCAAACACGUUAUUCGUUAAAUUUUAUUCGAGGCAUUACGUCGAAGGAUCCAAGUUCAAAUUUUCUUGGGAAGCGACCAACAUGGCUUUGCCUCCACGAGUCGGUCGUUGUGGAGGUACAAUUUACAUGAACGAAACCGGAACAGCCACGAUUAAAUCGCCAAAUUAUCCGGAGAAUUACAACAAUUCACAGCAAUGCACGUGGUUCGUUGUGUCUGCUGCCCAUGUGCGAAUUGUUUUGAAAGUGAACGAUCUCAAGCUGGAAAGCCAUCGUUUGUGUUUGUACGAUUAUCUCGAAGUUUACCAAGUAUGUGGCGGGUUUUAUGAUCAAGUGGCCGAAAAUAUAAAGAACAUUGGAUACCCCGGAAACUCUUCGCCGGGCCCGCAAGAAUGUGAAUAUCUCAUUCGAGCUGCGCCUUGGAGAAAAAUCCACGUUCGUUUCCUCAGUGUGAAUCUUGGAUAUUCCUCAACUUGUUCAAACACGUAUGUUUCGAUGAGAGCAGGAAAUUCAGUUGACUCGCCGUACUGGGGAGAUGCACAAUACUGUGGGCAACGGGUUCCUGAUAAUUUGCCUGAGAAAACACCGGGCAAUUAUCUAUUGGUUAGAUACAAGACAAGUGGCGGAGGACCGAAUCAGAUCGAUUUUUCUUCCUUCCUGCAUUCUUUCAAGGGUUUUGAGAUGUACUACCAGCAAGAACCAGAAGGAAACUGCGGCGGAACCUUUUACUUGACGGACCAAGACCCUAUGAAAGAAAUCACUUCUCCGAAUUACCCCAAUCCUUCCGAAAGGAACACUGAAUGCGAAUGGAGAUUCUUUGCGCCUCCGGGUGAAUCCGUGCAGCUUGAUUUGGAAGACCUUCAAAUGAUGCCUGCUCCUGAAAGAAGAUCAUGUCGCUCGGAGUGGAUUUUAGCUCGUGAUGGCAGUGCAUCCUACUCACCACUGCUUUUCCGACGUUGCGGCACGCAAAUGCCGACGAAAAGCACCAAAACCUCAACCAACGGUCUGUUCAUCCGGUAUUUGACGCGGAUCGGAAGAACUCCACGAGGAUCAACUGCUUCCGGAUUCAAGGCCAUUGUGAAAAUAGCGGAUUGCGGCGGGAGAUUCAGAGGCAAUACCGGAAUCAUCGCGUCGCCGCAUUAUCCGAAUGGAUAUCCGGGCAACGAAGUCUGCGAUUGGGACAUCACUGUCCUGCCCGGAAGGUCCAUGAGCUUUACGUUCUACGACUUCCGACUUCCGCCCGCGCCGAAUUGCUCGCUUGCAACUGACAAGCUGUUGAUUCGGGACAGCUUUAACGACACUAUUACAGGGUUGCCGAUUGAUGAGCAGUAUUUCUGCGGGAAUUCGACUGGAGCUACGUACGAGUUGUCAUCAAAUACUGCGCACUUGACGUUCACUUCUGGGCCGGAAGCAGCUCGAUUCAUUGACACGCCGAAGUUCAGAAUUCGUUUUAAUGCCAGUCUGGAUGGUUGUGAUGGAGAGUACUCGGGAGACACUGGAGAAUUCACUUCGCCGUUGUAUCCGAAUCCUUAUCCUCACAGAAGAAUGUGUAGAUAUAUCAUUCGAGCGCCAUAUGGCCGUAAAGUUACGGUGAACUUCAAUGACUUCGAUGUUGGAUUCAAUCGGAAUGGCGUGGGACCUUACAGUUGUGCAUCAAACUACAUAUUCGCCCAGCAAGGUGAAGGCUUGAGGGAUGAGCCGUUUAUACCGCUGGGGCCGACAGGAAAUCCUCGGAUUAUCAGAUAUUGCGGAGCUUCUGAUCCGGGACCGAUUCGAUCGAAUUCAAGCAGAUUGGUCCUGUUCUUUGUUACGAAUGGCAUCGGAAACUAUCGAGGAUUCCGAGCGACGUACACAACUACCGACUUUGCUGGGAUGAGCCGUUUAUACCGCUGGGGCCGACAGGAAAUCCUCGGAUUAUCAGAUAUUGCGGAGCUUCUGAUCCGGGACCGAUUCGAUCGAAUUCAAGCAGAUUGGUCCUGUUCUUUGUUACGAAUGGUAUCGGAAACUAUCGAGGAUUCCGAGCGACGUACACAACUACCGACUUUGCUGAUGACGCUAGUGGAGAACUAUGGAAUAGAUAUUGUCCUGCUUUACAGAGUCCUCGAUAGCAGUAGGGUGACAUUCACACGAUUGGACGUCGAAGGAGGUGCGUCUUCGUCGACGUGUGAAGCGGACUACGUGUCAGUUAGGAACGGGGAAAGAGACGAUUCGCCGGAAAUCGGUCGAUACUGUAGUUCGACCCCGACGUCGGUCAGAAGCGUGGUCACUUCCAAUCACAUGGUGUAUUUGCAGUUUCAUUCGAACGGAGAUUCGCAGACAUCAGCUGGUUUCAGCGUUGACGUGGCUCCAACGAGUUCAGGUUGUGGAGGAAUCUUUCAUGGUAGUGAAGGUAACAUCACGUCGCCUGGGUUUCCUGGUCGUUACCCGGCUUCUUUGGAAUGCGAAUGGGAAAUUGUUGCUCGUCCCGGGUUCCACGUUUCUUUGGAUUUUGUCGAGCGAUUUGACAUGGAGGUGUCAAGUUCUUGCUUGAACGACAACGUCAAAAUUUCCUAUAUGCACACAAAUGGAACGUGGCUCGAAGAAGGGACAUUUUGCGGGAAAACGAUUCCGCAUCCCAGCGUUGGCAAAUAUUUGACCAAUCGAAUCAAAGUGUCCUUCCGGUCGAAUGCGAAUAUUGAUGGUGACGGUUUCAAGAUAAGUUGGAAAGAAGGGUGUGGCGAAGCAUUCAAUGGAACCAAGUUCGGGGAAUUCAGCAGUCCCGGUUACCCUGGUGCUUAUUCUCCGGGCCUCAAUUGUUCCUGGAUAAUUGACACUUCCCCAGGAGCCGUCGUGAUUCUCAACUUCGACGCCGGUUUCUUCGUCGAAUCUGCCUAUGGAUGCAUUUAUGACUAUGUUUCAUUCCUUACGUCUUCAACACGUACGUCAAAUGGAGCUGUUUGGACACAGGAAGGUCCAAAUUUGUGUGGGAGGUACGAUGAACCCGUUACCAGGGUUUUUCGGGGUCCGAUCGUCGUUCGUUUCGUAUCCGACUCGGACGAUGGAACCGGAGCACAGACGGGAUUUCAGGCGAACUUCACAGUCGAAGAUUGCGGAGGCACAGUGACGGAAGAGGGAGAACUAAGUUCCCCAGGUCACCAGCAUUACAGUUUCUUCGAUACUAAUUGUACUUGGACAAUCGAAGCUCCGACGGAUAAAAUCGCGGCUUUGAAAUUCGAAAAAAUCUACACGGCUUCCGAUGACAAUUGCAGCACGGAUUUCGUCGCAGUUUUUGAUGGCGCAAACCUGAAUUCGUCGCUGAUUGGCAAGUAUUGUGGAGGCGACCCGUACCAAUUGAAUGUACCUGACAGAGCGGCAAGAUCAAGCGGGAACAAGAUGACGGUUCAAUUUUUCACCCAUCCCAACGGGUACUCGUUUUAUCGCGGCGGGUUUCAGGGUGUUGUCUCCUUCACUUAUGGUCCUAGCAAAGGUUGUGGAGGCAAGUUCAACGUGACUUCGUCAGGCGUGAGUUUCGGCUCGCCAGACGUGGACAAUAACGGAAAAUACGAGCCUGACUUGGACUGUAUUUGGUACUUCAGAGCUAUUGAUUCCAACAAAGUGCUCAGACUCACCUUUUCGUCUGUGUUUGACAUCCAAGCCUUGGAAUUGAACUCUCGCCCUUGCGGAUACGAUUUUCUGGAGGUGUUUGAUGGAAGUCACCUUACGGAAGACUCUUUGGGUCGUUUCUGUGGAACAACCGUUCCGCCAUCGUUGACAUCGUCGUCAUCUUGGUUGGCUGUUCGCUUCGUCAGUGAUGGAGACGGAGAUAAUGCCGGUUUCCGGGCAAGAAUCACGUUGGCAGACAGUCCUUGUGGCGGUGUUGAACUUCCUUGGGCCAGUGCAGAUCAGACGAGGGAGCUGACUUUGCCAUCAUACCCGAACACGUAUCCAGCCGGUUUGCGGUGUUCCUGGAUUCUCGAAGCCCCACCGCAGAAGAAAAUCCGUAUAGCUCUUUUGGAUAUCGACAUGGAGUCGAGUCGGAAUUGCACCAAGGAUCGACUGGAGAUCAUCGACAUGCCGCCAUCUGCUGGAGAAUUGCACGCCAGUCUUGCCAACGUCUACAAUGUUCGCUACGUGAACUCGCCCAGAUACACCGUCACUUCCGACUCCGUGUCGGCAGCACCGACGGAUGACCAAACCCACAAAUAUUGCGGAAGAUCGCAUCCGAGAGACUUCUACUCAGUUUCAUCCAGGGUUCGUGUCAAGUUCGUGUCAGAUUCCUCGGAACAAAGUGGGAAAGGAUUCCGCUUGAGUUACAAAAUUGCGGAAUGUAACCGGAAUUAUUCUGAGCCUUCUGGUCGGUUGGUGAAUCCGAAUUGGCCUCAAGCUACUGAGGAUAAUUCGAGAUGCGAACUGCUCAUCACUGCCCCGAAUCCGACGGAUACCGUGUCGCUUUAUUUCACGAUUCCAGUCGUCACCAGAACUUCAAAUAACUGUUCGACUUCUGGAUUGAAAGUUUACGAUGGUGGGAAUGCGACUGGUCGACUGCUGUCGCACGCGUGUGGUUGGAAUGCUUUGAAUCCUAUUUUUUCGACCAGAAAUCAAUUGUUUGUCGUUUUUGAGAGCGGCAGUGGUGGCGAUUUCAGCUUGGACCCAAACUCUCCCAACUACGACAUGGUUUACACUACCACAAGUCACGGUCGAGGAUGCGGAGGUGCACCGAUUAUGUCCAAUUAUGCGCAGAUCUACAGUCCGAAUUUCGACUACGGCAGAAAUUUGAAUGAAACUAGCAAUGGAACCGUGGUAUACGACUGCACGUGGGACGUCGGCGUUUCUACAGUAUAUCACGCCAACGUUCACAUCUUAGAUUUCAACCUCGGAAACACGAACUGCACCGACAAUUUCUUGGAGAUUUACGCCCUGGACCAACAUUCGCAAACUGCUAGUCUGCAUCGACGUCUGUGUCCGGAACAAGCUUCUGUAAAUGAGUUUUCGUUUUCUAUUCUCCACGCGGGAUAA
This is a messenger RNA of Notodromas monacha, 10341 nucleotides long. Lineage: Eukaryota; Metazoa; Arthropoda; Ostracoda; Podocopida; Cyprididae. The record is from the annotation of a GenBank genome assembly.